AGGAAAAACAAUAUUUCACAGUGUCCAGCAGGGGGUAGAAGAGAGCCGUGUGAUGAGUUGGUGUCCCGUUUUGUUCUCAUUCCCCCUCCAUCAUUUUACGGAGGCCGCGAGCGCGACAUGUGUCGAAUAAAAAAAAUAAAAGUAAGUGCGCCCUCGCUUCCAUGUGAGCGCUCACUACUCUCGUGUCCCGGCGCUCGCGCACGCGCGAACGUCUAAGUGCGUGUGUAUAUGUGUGUGUAUGUGUGCGUACUAGCCCGCCCCCGCGCGUGUGUGUGUUGUGUGCGCGUGUGUAUGUUGUUAUUAUUAUCCUCCCGCCUGCCCGCGCCUCUCCUCUCCGCUCCGCUCCGCUUGUCUCCGGCGCGCUCGGCUCAGAAUGGCCAGAUUCACGCAGAGUGAAGUGAGGCGGCAGCAUCAGCAUCAGCAGCAUCAGCAGCAGCAUCAGACUCCCCCGCAGCCCGCCCACGCCAGCGCGCUCCUCGGCGCGUCACCCGCACCACUGUCAGCAGCCCCGAGCCCACAGCACGCGCACCUCGCGCUCCCCAAGCCCAUGAGCGGCCCCGAGUCCGGCUCCGUGAUCCACGCCGACGGCGGCGCCAUGAAGGACCAGGACGCCAUCAAGCUCUUCGUGGGCCAAAUUCCACGCAACCUCGAGGAGAAGGACCUCAAACCGUUGUUCGAACAGUUCGGCAAGAUCCACGAGCUCACCGUGCUGAAGGACCGAUACACCGGCAUGCACAAAGGCUGCGCGUUCCUCACCUACUGCGCUCGUGAGUCAGCCAUCAAAGCCCAGAAUGCACUGCACGAACAGAAAACUCUGCCAGGGAUGACACGGCCUAUUCAGGUUAAACCAGCUGACAGCGAGAGUCGUGGAGAGGACAGGAAGCUGUUUGUCGGCAUGCUGAACAAACAGCAGACAGAGGAGGACGUGUACCGCCUUUUCGAGCCUUAUGGAGUGAUAGAAGAGUGCACUGUAUUGAGGGGUCCUGACGGAAACAGCAAAGGAUGUGCCUUUGUUAAGUUCUCCACACACACCGAGGCUCAGUCAGCAAUCAGUGGCCUCCAUGGGAGCCAGACCAUGCCUGGAGCAUCCUCUAGUCUGGUAGUGAAGUUCGCAGACACCGAUAAGGAGAGGACCAUCCGCCGCAUGCAACAGAUGGUCGGACAGUUUGGCAUCUUCAACCCUGCUGUGGCUCUGCCAUUCAGCACAUACAGCAGCACCUACAGCACCUACACACACGCUCUGAUGCAGCAGCAGGCGGCCAUAAUGGCUGCGUCUCAUGGUGGCUACCUGGCACCCAGCAUGGCAUUUCCAGCUACACAGAUCCACCAAGUGGGGGCGAUCAACAUGAAUGGCCUGCCGCCCACUCCCAUGACUCCAGUGUCAGCUUGCUGGACUGGCAGAAUCAACCAUUGGCUGAGUUCUCCUCCUGCUAACCUGGCAUCCUCAGCCAUGCCCAGCAUAGUGACACCCAUCGUUAAUGGCUUCACUGGAAUCCCACCGCAGCCCAACGGUCAUCCUGUAGAGGCGGUUUACACCAACGGCCUGCCACCUUACUCUACCCAGAGCCCCACUGCCGCCGACACACUACAGCAGGCCUUCACUGGUGUCCAACAAUACACAGCCAUUUACCCCACCACCACACUGACCCCUAUAGGCCAGACACUGCCACAGCCGCCUCAGGUCAUUCAGCAGCAGCAACAGCAGAGAGAAGGACCAGAGGGCUGUAAUCUCUUCAUCUACCACCUGCCACAGGAAUUUGGUGAUAAUGAACUGAUGCAGAUGUUUCUGCCUUUCGGCUCCGUCAUCUCCUCCAAAGUGUUUAUGGACCGAGCUACCAACCAGAGCAAGUGUUUUGGCUUUGUGAGCUUCGAUAACCCUGGAAGUGCUCAGGCAGCCAUCCAGGCCAUGAACGGCUUCCAGAUCGGCAUGAAGCGCUUGAAAGUGCAGCUCAAACGGCCAAAGGACGCCAGCCGUCCCUACUGACCCUCACCCAGGACACACAAACACACACACACAGCUGACAGCACAGGUUUUGAACAGUCUUGACAUCUGUAACAGAUGGAAGACUUUACUUGCAAAACCACAACGGAAAAGUGACCAACAAGAAAAAAAAAAGAAGAAGAAGAAGAAAAAAAAAGAAAAGAAAUGCAGCCUACAAAAUAAGUACAUGAUUUUUUUUUUUUUUUUAAAGAAAAGAAAAACAUAUCAGAUUUGACUUUGCGUGCAACACCACGGCGAUGAGAAGUUUAGGGAACAACGUGGCAGGGAACGUCAGUAUCAAGAGGACUGAAGCCAGCAACGAGAAAGCCAAACAGAACAAAAACAUUUUUCCUUGGAACAAAAAAAAAAACAAAAAACAGAUAGAACACUGUUUGAAAGACAGAUUUUGGAUUGAUGCUGAAUAAGCCACAGUUCUCACGAAGAAAUUGAACGACACCCGUGGCUUUUACUUUUAUGGACUAAUGAGGGUUUAAUCUCCAAGGUAAAAAAAAAAAAAAGAAAAGAAAAAGAAGAAGAAGAAACAUUUCGUCAUUUGGACGGAUGUAAGAAUUCUCUCUGUAUCUCGUUCUCUCUUUUUUCUGCAGAGCUCUUGUAUAUGGCUCAUUAGAAGUUCCACAGAAGCAGUAUCGUCGCAAAUCUUUCUCUCGCUUUCCUUUCCCUUCUUUUGAUCCCUCCCUCUCUCUCUCUCUCUCUCUCUCUCUCUCUCUCUCUCUCACCCAUGGCCCCUUUGGGGUCCAGAGGACCAAAACUUUUUAAUCUCUAUCUAUAGUAACGUUCAAUAUUAUCACUGAUUAUCAUCUUAUGAUACAGGAUAUUGCGUAAAAUAUUACAAUUAUGAGUUAGAGAAAAAUACUUCAGGGUGUAUAGUGUAUGUAAAAAAAAAAAAAAAGAAAUCAGGGGGGUUCUCUUUCGUUGUGAAUAAACUAGGUUACAGGUUCAAGGAGCAAAGCUACGGUGAUGGUUAUUGAUCUAGAAUGGGAUACGCGUUGACAUGAGAGGUUCGUUCUCCUUUCUUGUUCACAGCCACCGCUCAUUUUUCCAAAGGUCACUCUUAUUAAAUAUUGAACAAAAAAUAACUUUAACGGGAGAUCCAUGAUUUCACUUAUAGACAUAAUCAUUUUAUUCGCUGUGUCAAGAGUGAUUCAGUUUCAGUGCUUUAACACAAGCGGAGAAAUUUACAAAUCUAAAUUGAAUUUUAGCAUUAGCGUAUUUUCCCUAAAGCUAAUCCACCGUAAACAGACAUAUCGCUCACAGAACUGAAAGAAAACAAACAAUAAGCCCUAGUGUCUCACUCACAUCAUUAUUCUGUUCUCUAUCCAUGCCUUAUUUUAAUAAAUGUGAAUUAACAGUGUACCACUUAUACCUAGAACUAUAACCAUGCAGUUCGAAUAUAUAAUUAGGGCUAAUGCAUGCUGAGUUUGGAAAUGCAGUUUUUUUUUUUCGUUUUUAGAUCAGUAACCCAUUUCCUAAAAGAUUUCCGCCAACAGUAAAAUGCACACCGGUAUGCCGAGUAUUCACACACCUUUACAUUAUGUCUGCGUUUUUCACGUUUCGACACGUUGAAGCUUUCUUGUAUGUCACGGUAUCGCUUGGAUACUAAACGAAGCGGACAAGAAUGCAAUUUAAAACAUACACAGACUACACAUAUUUACAUUGUAGUGGGUUGAGCCAUGGUUUCAAAACAGCUAAUUUCUGCCAAAACCACUGACUAUACCUUUAACAUCCUCUUUGCCGUGCCAAAAAACGACAAGUCUGCUUCUCUCAGUUAUUCAUGACGCCAGCUUACGCUACAGUGACGUCACUAUCUUGUAAAUGUUAACUCCGUUUGAAUCUUGCAUGUAGAAAUUUCUACUGUACUAACACCGAAAUAGAAAUUAGACAAAGGUAGAUGCUAUUUUUAAAAUAAUCUGCUUUUUUGAGAUAACACAAAUCUUUUUUUUUAGAUUAGAUAUAGGCAUCUGCUUCACAUACAUUAUCGUAAAAGUAAUAAAGAGAAUUAAGGGGAAAGGAUCGGUGCAUUUCAGUAGAUAUAGGAUGAGGUGUGGCUGCUGCUGAACACUCAGUGACUCGGCUGUAUUAUACUGACACAUUCCUUAUUGCAUUUGAGGCAUGAUUUCAUUUAAGGUCGGCAUCAGAAUUUAGACUUUGAUACUGUGUUGUUAUCCUGGGUUCGAACCCGAACACAAGACUGAAACAGAUAAUAUAAUACAUUCAAACCAAAUCUCUCACUGCCCUUGGAUUACUGUGCUCAUUGGACCUAAAGAUUAAGGACCAAGUAACAUCCUGGAUGUCAGAAUGCUGAAAAAUUAUACCAUUUAAUAACGUAAGGUAACGGAAGAUAAAGAAAGGAUUUCUGUUUCCAGAUAAAACCACAGACAAAGCUUAAGCAAUUAUUUAGCAUUUAUUUUAAUAAGCAUUUUGUAAACUGCC
Messenger RNA from Tachysurus vachellii, 4432 nucleotides. Its product is annotated as CUGBP Elav-like family member 5. Gene Ontology annotation, molecular function: mRNA binding. The transcript is spliced from 13 exons. Gene Ontology annotation, biological process: regulation of alternative mRNA splicing, via spliceosome; mRNA splice site recognition. Gene Ontology annotation, cellular component: ribonucleoprotein complex; nucleus; cytoplasm. The coding region runs from base 374 to 1984 and encodes 536 amino acids. Lineage: Eukaryota; Metazoa; Chordata; Actinopteri; Siluriformes; Bagridae. The record is from RefSeq and is a predicted model, not a curated record.